Ochotona curzoniae (black-lipped pika) is the source of this 1404-nucleotide messenger RNA. It is a transcript of the gene CHRNB3, whose product is annotated as cholinergic receptor nicotinic beta 3 subunit. NCBI's taxonomy places the organism in Eukaryota, Metazoa, Chordata, Mammalia, Lagomorpha, Ochotonidae. Gene Ontology annotation, cellular component: postsynaptic membrane; synapse; neuron projection. The record is from RefSeq and is a predicted model, not a curated record. Gene Ontology annotation, molecular function: transmembrane signaling receptor activity; acetylcholine-gated monoatomic cation-selective channel activity. The transcript has 6 exons. Gene Ontology annotation, biological process: signal transduction; nervous system process; regulation of membrane potential. Bases 1 to 1404 code for a protein of 467 amino acids.
AUGACGCUGCUGGAUGUCAUUCUGGUGUUUGCUGUCCUCCGCCUCCCUACCUCGGCCUCUGCAGGACUCAGUUCAAUGGCUGACAAUGAAGACGCCCUCCUCAGGCAUUUAUUCCAGGGAUACCAGAAAUGGGUUCGCCCCGUGCUGUAUUCCAACGACACCAUCAGAGUGCAUUUUGGAUUGAAACUCUCCCAGCUGGUGGAUGUGGAUGAAAAGAAUCAACUGAUGACAACAAAUGUGUGGCUCAAACAGGAGUGGACAGACUACAAGUUACGCUGGAACCCUGAUGACUACGGUGGGAUUCACUCCAUCAAAGUUCCCUCGGAGUCCCUCUGGCUGCCUGACAUAGUGCUUUUUGAAAAUGCCGACGGGCGAUUUGAGGGCUCCCUCAUGACCAAGGUCGUUGUGAACGCCAAUGGAACGGUGGUUUGGACGCCUCCCGCCAGUUACAAGAGCUCGUGCACCAUGGAUGUCACUUUCUUCCCCUUCGACCGGCAGAACUGCUCCAUGAAGUUUGGCUCGUGGACUUACGACGGCACCAUGGUCGACCUCAUCCUGAUAGAUGAGAACGUUGACAGGAAAGACUUCUUCGAUAACGGAGAAUGGGAGAUACUUAACGCCAAGGGCAUGAAGGGAAGCAGAAGGGACGGCCUGUAUUCCUACCCCUUUAUCACCUACUCUUUCGUGCUGAGGCGCCUGCCUCUGUUUUACACCCUCUUUCUGAUAAUCCCUUGCCUGGGACUGUCCUUCCUCACGGUGCUGGUCUUCUACCUGCCUUCCGAUGAGGGCGAGAAGCUCUCACUGUCCACGUCUGUGUUGGUGUCUCUGACCGUUUUCCUCUUAGUCAUUGAGGAAAUCAUCCCUUCUUCCUCAAAGGUCAUCCCUCUCAUUGGCGAGUACCUGCUGUUCAUCAUGAUUUUCGUGACUCUGUCCAUCAUCGUGACGGUUUUUGUGAUCAACGUCCAUCACAGAUCUUCAUCCACGUACCAUCCCAUGGCGCCUUGGGUGAAGCGCAUCUUCCUGCAAAAACUUCCUAAACUGCUUUGCAUGAAGGAUCACGUGGAUCGAUGCGGUUUCCCUGGUAAAGAGGAAAGCGUACGAGGAGGGAAAGGUCAAUUCCUGGGCAACAAGAGGAUGAAGCAGAUGAGUGAUGGAGAGAAAGUCCUGGUCGCUUUCUUGGAAAAGGCUGCAGAUUCCAUCAGAUACAUUUCAAGUCAUGUGAAGAAAGAACAUUUUAUCAGCCAGGUGGUACAAGACUGGAAGUUCGUAGCUCAAGUUCUGGACAGAAUCUUCCUGUGGAUCUUUCUGAGUGUGUCCAUCACCGGCUCCGUUCUGAUUUUUACCCCUGCUUUGAGGAUGUGGCUGCACAGUUACUACCAGGAACAAGUUUCCAGCGCCAUUUAA